Vicia faba (fava bean) is the source of this 1704-nucleotide messenger RNA. Lineage: Eukaryota; Viridiplantae; Streptophyta; Magnoliopsida; Fabales; Fabaceae. The record is from the annotation of a GenBank genome assembly.
AUGGCAUCAUCAUUUCUUAUCUCAAUAUCCUCCCCUUUCCUCCAAACUGAAUUUCCAUUAAAAAGAACUAGAAAACCUCUCACUCGAUGCUCCAUGUCCGAAUGCCCUUUCACUCCACUUUCAGUUGCUCCAUUAAAAGCAUUUGCGUCCGGCACAGCCGAUUCUUCACUAUCAAUCUCUGUGCCCGACACAGACACAGAUACAACGACUCCAAUAACAAACUCAUUGUCUGAAACCAACACAACACUAACCACAGUUCCGCAAAAACCAAUAUCUGAACUUGAAACAACAAAAAAACUCCCACUCCGAAGAAUCCCCGGAGACUACGGCCUCCCUUUUGUAGGCCCCAUCAAAGACCGUCUAGACUAUUUCUACAACGAAGGCCGCGACAAAUUCUUCCGAACCCGAAUCCAUAAAUACAAAUCAACCGUUUUUCGCGCCAAUAUGCCACCUGGCCCAUUCAUUUCAACCAACCCAAACGUCAUCGUUUUACUCGACGGCAAAUCCUUCCCCAUCCUCUUCGACAACUCCAAAGUAGAAAAACGAGACCUCUUCACCGGAACCUUCAUGCCUUCAACCGAACUCACCGGCGGUUACCGAAUCCUCUCUUACCUCGACCCCUCCGAACCAAAACACGACCAACUCAAACGCUUUCUCUUCUUCCUCCUCAAAUCUCGAAGCACCCAUUUCAUCCCUGAGUUUCGUUUAUCCUACACAAAACUCUUCGACACCUUAGAGGACAAUCUUGAACAAACGGGAAAAGCGAUUUUCGCUGAUGUUAACGAUCAAGAAGCUUUUAACUACCUUUCAAAAGCAUUCUACGGAGUUAACCCUUCCGAAACAAAACUCAAAACCGAUGGUCCAAGCAUAGUUACAAAAUGGACUCUUCUUCAACUAGCUCCAAUUCUUACAUUAGGUCUUCCUAAAUGUAUUGAAGAACCACUUCUUCAUACUGUUCGUCUUCCACCGGCUUUGGUGAAGAAAGAUUACCAGAGACUUUAUGAAUUUUUCUACCAAGCAUCGUCCGGACCGAUCUUAGAUGAAGCAGUUCGACUCGGAGUUUCUAAAGAAGAAGCAGUUCAUAACCUUAUAUUCGCCACUUGUUUUAAUACUUUUGGUGGAAUGAAGAUUUUGUUUCCGAAUAUGUUGAAGUGGAUUGGACGAGCGGGGGUUAAUCUUCAUGCUAAGUUAGCCAAUGAGAUUAGAUCGGUUGUUAAAUUGAAUGGCGGGAAAGUCACUAUGGCGGGACUGGAGCAAAUGCCGUUGAUGAAGUCGGUGGUUUAUGAGACGUUUAGAAUUGAGCCUCCGGUGCCGUUGCAAUACGGGAAAGCGAAACAUGAUUUUGUGAUAGAGAAUCAUGAGAAUGCGUUUGAAGUGAAGGAAGGUGAAAUGCUGUUUGGUUUUCAACCGUUUGCGACUAAGGAUAGUAAGAUAUUUGAUAGAGCUGAUGAGUUUGUUGCGGAUAGGUUUGUUGGGGAGGAGGGAGAGAAGUUGUUGAAACAUGUGCUAUGGUCGAAUGGUCCUGAAACGGAACAACCUACGGUUGGGAAUAAGCAGUGUGCUGGGAAGGAUUUUGUUGUGCUGUUUUCUAGGCUUUUGGUGGUGGAGUUGUUUCUCAGAUAUGAUACUUUCGGGAUUAAUGUUGAGAAGGCGCCUAUAGGAUCUGCUAUUACAUUUACCUCUCUUAAGAGAGCAACUUAUUAG